CUACGCACAAUUUUCUGGAUGAAAGAGGACACCCCGCGAAAAUUGCUUGUCCCUGGACACACAGCCAGUAACAGCAAGCAGCAAAAGUCCCAGGUGACACAAGGACGAGAAAGUAUAAAGGUUAGACCGCCGGAGUGGCCGUGACUCCAUCCCUGGCAUAAUGCGUCUUGCCCGUCGAUAGAGCUUUUUGACCCCCGUUGUACAACCUCGAGGCUUGAUUAUGACCGGAGCAACAUAAGCUGCUUAGUCUCAUCAAUUCUUGAUCAGACGUGUCUCACCGUAAGCCCACCAUAAGACACCUUCUGUUCGCGUGCCAUUCUUCCCCGCAAAUUCCUUAGAAGAGGCUGCAGAUGCACCAUGGGACAGCCACUUAUCCCUUGGAUCCGUGACUAACUCACCGUCUCCUCCCCGAGAAGUUAGUACCCCAGAGAUGUUGGCAGAUGAGAAAGCCCUGGCGAUUAGCCAGAAGACCACGAUCAUGUCACAGGCUUGCAGCGAUUCGAGUGAGCCUGCAGGUGUUCAUGCAGGUAAUCCAGAAAUCCCCCGCGGCGAUGAUAUCAGUGCCCCAGACACGAAGAAGCUCCCCACAGAAGAACAUCAGGGGAAACAAAAUGAUAUCGAAGGAGCCGACAUAAGCCAAACUCCUCGGCAACAGGUGAGCUUCGAUUGCAGCGCUUUCAACCCCAUAGAUUUGCAAGCUCACCUAUUCCUGAUCCCCAGGUGGUGGGUCACAGGGCUCAUCCUUCACCGUGAUGACCUAGGAUGGCUAAUCCCCUUUCUCGUCUAUCUGGCUAUCGCGCUGCGUAUUCUUUUUCUUUAUCUUCCCAUCUCUGUGCUCACCAGACCGGUUUUCUGGAUCUGGAAACAGACCGCCUCACGUAUUGUGAGCUAUGUGCCUCCGAGGUUUCGUAUACCAGGAGCAGCGUUAGUGACAAUAGCCGUGAUUAUGAUCGGUUGUUUCGUCUCUGCGGAUACCCCAGAAAACACGCGAGCCGACAGAGCAGUUAGCCUAUUCGGGCUGAUUGUUUUCUUAUUUAUCCUAUGGCUCUUCUCUCGGGACCGCAGUAAUAUCGUCUGGCAUACCGUCAUCGUCGGCAUGUUGGUCCAAUUCCUUGUGGCUUUAUUUGUCCUGCGGACAAAGGCGGGAUACGACAUCUUUAACUUCAUAUCGACCCUCGCCCAGAAGCUACUGGGGUUCGCAGAGCAAGGUGUUGACUUCCUCAUCGAGACAGGCUGGGCUGAGAAACACAAAGGAUGGUUCAUCGUUAGUGUUAUCCCUGCAAUUAUGUUCUUCGUAUCUCUUGUGCAGCUCCUAUAUCACGCCGGUAUCUUACAAUGGUUUGUUCGCAAAUUUGCGACGUUCUUCUUCUGGUCGAUGCGUGUGUCCGGUGCAGAAGCGGUUGUUGCAGCGGCCUCCCCGUUCAUCGGGCAGGGGGAAUCAGCCAUGCUUAUAAGGCCAUUUGUACCGCACCUGACCAUGGCGGAAAUUCAUCAAAUCAUGACCUCUGGAUUUGCCACCAUCGCCGGCUCUGGUCUCAUCGCAUACAUCGGCAUGGGCGUCAAUCCUCAAGCCCUUGUAUCUUCCUGCGUCAUGAGCAUCCCCGCCUCCCUAGCAGCAUCCAAGAUACGCUGGCCCGAAAAAGAGGAAACCCUCACAGCAGGCCAUGUUACCGUCCCGGAAGACGAAGAGCAUCAAGCCGCCAACGCCCUUCACGCGUUUGCCAAUGGCGCCUGGAUGGGUAUCAAAAUCGCAGGCAUGAUCACCGCCAACCUACUUUGUAUCAUUUCUCUGGUCGGUCUAGCCAACGGUCUUCUCACCUGGUGGGGACGCUACCUGAAUAUCAACGAUCCUCCUUUGACGAUCCAACUCAUCAUGGGAUAUAUCUGCUACCCUGUUUCCUUCCUUUUGGGUGUUUCCCAGGAUGACGACCUCCUGAAAGUAGCACAACUAAUCGGCAUGAAGCUUGUGAUGAACGAAUUCAUAGCAUACUCAGCCCUCCAAACCGACCCGCAAUACCAAUCUCUAUCUCCACGAUCAAGACUAAUAGCCACGUACGCGCUCUGCGGAUUCGCGAACAUCGGCUCCCUAGGAAACCAGAUCGGAGUUCUGGCACAACUGGCUCCCGAACGGGCAGGAGAUGUAUCUCGCGUGGCAGUUAGUGCAAUGAUAACAGGAGCGAUCAGCACACUUAUGAGCGCGGCGAUUGCAGGAAUGAUUGCGAUUUAGAGUGCUGCGGGUAGUAGAUCUAGCGCCAUGUUUACCUAAGUGAGAGUUACAACAAUGUGCCUAAUUGAGCCGUGUAUUGCAGUUGUUCGGUUUGGGAUGGCAGUUGAUCUUCUG
Molecule: messenger RNA, 2341 nt
Organism: Aspergillus vadensis CBS 113365
Lineage: Eukaryota; Fungi; Ascomycota; Eurotiomycetes; Eurotiales; Aspergillaceae
Product: NupC/NupG family nucleoside CNT transporter
Exons: 3
Coding region: 431-2227 (598 amino acids)
Biological process (GO): nucleoside transmembrane transport
Cellular component (GO): membrane
Molecular function (GO): nucleoside transmembrane transporter activity; symporter activity
Source: RefSeq, a predicted model, not a curated record